Messenger RNA from Frieseomelitta varia, 3773 nucleotides. Its product is annotated as carcinine transporter-like. The transcript has 11 exons. Gene Ontology annotation, cellular component: membrane. Bases 1404 to 3134 code for a protein of 576 amino acids. Lineage: Eukaryota; Metazoa; Arthropoda; Insecta; Hymenoptera; Apidae. Gene Ontology annotation, molecular function: transmembrane transporter activity. The record is from RefSeq and is a predicted model, not a curated record. Gene Ontology annotation, biological process: transmembrane transport.
UGAUCUAUCUGUCGUGCAAAUACGAUUUUCUGGUAAUAACGUCUUGAAUAUCUUGAAAUAUACUAAACUCAGGUUUAAUAUUUGAUAAUGAAGAAUUAGAAUCAAUUUUUAAAUAUUAAAACAUCGUUCUCGAAAGGAAAGCUAGUAUAUAUAACUCACAGUUAAAAUUAUUAUCAUUACCUCCAGUGACAGAUUAAAAUUGGAUCGAACUGUUUUUUAAAUGUUUUCAUCGAAUUCUUUCUCGUUACGCGUUCGUAGUACCUAACUGAAUUAUUUAAGUAGUUGCGCAGGUCAGAAAAAAGGACAUUCGAAGUUCCCUCGUCCGAUCUUUGCAGUGAAAGCAUUUUCAUUUUUGCUUUGACGUUGCAAUGCGAGACGUGCCGAUUUCCGCUGCGUUACUCAAUGAUCCUAUCUAUCAAGGCAAGCAAGAUUCUCGGGGAUCAAUGUCGUUACGCGGCGGCGAUCAAAAUUUUUCCAACUCGCAAAUAAUCAUUACUUAACACUUAAUUACCUGACUAAAAUUAUUCCUCGUCACUUUCAUUACGAUCUUAAUAAUCCUAAAGCAUCUAUGAUCCCGUGUUUAUUUUCAUUUCAACUUUCCUUUUCCUUAUACAUUAAUUAGAGUUAUUGUCUUAUUUGCUACGAUAUUUCGUUUCAAUAAUUUCGUUUCUGGCACUGAAAUCUGCUCAAUGAUUACACUGCGUACAAAUACAGAUAAAAACGUAAUUUUCUGUGUAAUUUUCUCCAGCGAUAUGGUAAAAUGGUUGUUUAUUUAUAAGUUGCGAUACCGUUUUCGAAUGUUGACCUUUCACAUUGUCACGAUACGGCCAGUAGUAUCUCGACUAGAGUAAAUGAAUUUAAAAUAAAUAAGUUCAAAAAUCGUGUCAGUAUCAUACGAUCGAUUUAGAUUUACUUGCAGUUAGUCAGGCCCACUGUGUACAGACUCGUCGAGUGUUAACGCGUGGCGGAAAUAGUAUCGAAGCUUUUUAAUUUACGCCGCCCGCAAAAUUAUUUAUAGACAGCGUGUAAUCGCGUAUCGCUCGUUGCUCGUUUCAUCAUUCUCUGUUGCGUGAACGUUGCCGGAUUAGAAACCAGCAGCAGAUCAAGUGGGAAUGAAAUAAGGCCAGACACCGUAACGGAUCUAUAACCCGCUCAGCGUGCCUCUGUUAUUAUCGACGCUAGUAACCGUUAAUCUCCACAGUCCAUCGAGGAAGAUGAUAAUUCGACCAAGGAUGAUUUUUGACUGCUAAUUACGUAACUCGUUGUUAAUCGGACUAAAAGUGAUUACCAGUGAAUCUGAUAGUGAUCACCAGACAGAUAUAUGAUCAACGAGUGAUCAAUUUGAAAUUUCAUUUUGAAAUCUUGAGACUAUACUCUAAACGAAGAAUCAUUGUGACAGUGAAAUGAAGAACCAGAAGAAUUUGAACAACUCUAUUGGGCCCACCGAAACGACCCGACUGAGGUCGAAAUUGGAAAACUUCGACGACGUUCUGCCAUAUGUCGGGGAUUAUGGAAGAUACCAGUGGUUGCUACUACUCUCGUUGCUGCCUUACGGCACAACAUACGCGUUCCUAUAUUUCUCGCAAUUUUUCAUUACGAUCAUUCCUGCGGAACACUGGUGCAGGAUCGACGAACUAGUAAAUUCGAAUUUCACCCAGGAAGAGAGGAUCAAAAUAGGGAUUCCACGAACGAACGAUUAUCCGUAUUAUAACCAGUGUAACCGGAAGGACCUAAACUUUGCGGAGAUCCUGCGGAGUGGCGAGGAUUUACGCUCAUUGGAGUUCCAAACGAACAAAACAGUGGAAUGUACUCGGUGGGAGUACAAUUUCACGCAGAUUCCAUACCCUAGUAUAGGAACUGAGCUAGAUUGGGUAUGCGACCGAGAAUACCUCGUAUCGACGGCGCAGGCCAUCUUCUUCUGCGGGUCCAUCGUCGGUGGUUUCCUAGUCGGCUGGAUCGCCGAUCACAAGGGCCGUAUCCCGGCUCUGAUGUUCUGCAACAGUAUCGCCCUUCUCUCGUCAAUCGUCACUGCCAGCGCCAACAGUUUUUGGUCGUUCGCCGUUUGUAGAUUUCUCACCGGACUGGCGUUCGACAACUGCAUCAACAUCCCUCUGAUUAUCGUGCUCGAAUAUAUGGCCGUCUCGAAACGAACGUUAGUCGUCAACGUCGCGUUUGGCAUAUAUUUCGCGGUGGCUAGCACCAUUUUACCAUGGAUGGCAUACUACAUCGCCAACUGGCGAUAUUUCACUUACGUCACCGCCGUGCCGCUGUUAUCAGUCGUUAUUACGCCAUGGAUCCUGCCCGAGAGUGCCCGAUGGUACGUUUCCAACGGGAUGAUGGACAAGGUUGUCGAGAAACUCCGCAGAAUAGCCAGGAUCAAUCGUAGAAGUCCGGACCCGCGUAUUUACGAUGCAUUCGUCAGCAAUCUGGAGGCAUCGGACAAAAUCCAAGAAUCAGCCACGGUGUUCGAUCUGUUCAAAACGCCACGUCUGGCCAGAAACACUGUCCUUUUGAUCGCAUUCUGGUGCUUCAUCGUGAUCUCGUUCGACGGCCACGUGUAUUCAUUAAAACUUAUCCAGAGCUCGGUGUUUGUGUCGUUCUCGAUCGCCUGCGCCACAGAACUUCCGGCUGGAUUAUUGCUCACCCUGUUUCUGGACCGGUGGGGCCGUAGAUUCUGCGGAUUUCUCACUCUGGCGAUGACUUUUAUGCUCAGUAUCGCCGAACUCCUACUCCGUUCCGUGACGGCCAAAUUAGUAAUGUCAGUGCUGUCGCGAUUUUGCCUGAACAUGGUAGCCAACAUUGCUCUUCAGUAUGCAGCAGAGCUCCUCCCUACGCCAGUCAGAUCGCAAGGAGUGUCUUUGAUUCAUAUUUUUGGAAUAGUGGCGCAUUGCUUGGCGCCGUAUAUCACCGACUCGGCUGCAAUUUGGGAAGGAUUUCCAAUGUUGAUAAUCAGCGCAGCGUCCUUCCUUGGCGCGGCGAUUGUUUUGUUCCUACCGGAAACCAUGGGUCAGAAUCUUCCCCAGACCAUCAAGCAAGGCGAAGAAUUCGGAAGAGAGCAACGUUUCUGGUCGUUGCCUUGCUGUCACAAAUCACCCUUCAAUGGGCAUCAACAUUAUCAUUCCUGCGAGCGAUAAUCUAAUCUAAUUUUCAAUAACAAUUUCACUGAUAAAACACGGUGGGAAGAAAAGGAGAAACGAGGAAAGAGUCGUGUGUUCGUUUCAAAGUUAGAAUUAUGACGGAUUAGUCUGAUGAUUUUUGUGCGAGAGAGACGAACCUACUUUUGCAUCCUACUGCGUUAAUCUUUACUUUUAUUACUAUUUAGCGUUUAAACGUUUCUAAACUUUAGCUCCAAGCAAGAGCGUGCCUAGAAAUUGUGUUCCUACGUAAUUUUUACCGUUUAUCCAUUUACUUUAAGAGCUUUCGCAACUUUAAUGUUUAGUUUAACAUUACGUACGUAAAUAUAAUUGAAAAUGUUUCUUUCAAGUUCUUUUAAAUCUUCUAGGACAGUGCGUUUAAUUUUUUUUUUUUUUUGUUUCUUCUUUUCAUUGAGAGAAAAAGAUGUUUUAAACGACUAUUUAUACAUGUACUAUUUUAAAGACCGCGGGAAUUCUCUUUCUUUCAGAAUACUUUCUUUACAUAUCAAAUCGUAUAAUAUAUCAACGAAAAAAAGUUUUGAAGUUAUUAUUAUAGUCUUAGUAGUAGCAACUGCUGUAUUUAUUUAUCCAAAGCUAGUUUAUGCAUUUCUGAACGACUGUUUUUAUAUAUUUAAGAGG